AUGGAACGUUUAAAUGCUAUGUUUGGAGCAUCUAGGGGCUUUGAUAAAGCACUUAUGAUAUCCAAACUUCCUGAUGGCAUUAGGGAAUCUCCAACUCACAAAGAUCUAUUUAUGGUACACUCCAACUCUUCUAAUUAUCGCUUAGUUGACAUGUCUGUUUGCAAGUGUAGUUGUCCUAACGAAAAAAUUUGCUCUCAUAUCAUAUCCAUACUGAUUCGUUACUGUAAUACCCGGAGGAAUUAUACAAUCAGACUAUUAGCACUUAAAGAAUUGGAUAGAAUAAAAAGCUACUCAAAUACAAAACAAUUGGAUGAGGCUUUGUACAAUUUGCAUAGGGUGUUCGAUACAUUAUCGUCAAAACGUGAAAUUAUAGAAUCCACAACUUCGCUAAUUACCGGACUUUACCACAGAUUUUUAACCAGAUUUGCCACAUUUAAGCACACAAAUAAUUCAAUUGAUUGCCCUGAGCAAACGAUUCAAUCCGUGAAAAGUAAAAUGUUACACAAGAGUACCCAAUGCCAAUCCGUUAAUAAAUCAUACCAGCUUGGUUACUUAGCAUCGCUCGAUCAUCAAAGUCAAGAGAUUUCAGGUUUUAAUACCGAAUUGAUCACGAAUAUAAGAUCAUAUAGUAAUCAUAAUAGUGAUUCCCAAAUAGACCAACUGGAAUUUAACAAAGCCUGCAUGAUAUACUCAAAGCUAUCUUCGUCAAAAUACAUAUCCAUCAAUCCAAAAGGUAUAGCAUCGAACUGUGCGAUGGAUUCUAAACAAUUGGUGAAUAUCAUAAAAAUGAUUCCGCCUUUAACUGAACUUAGUAGUGCCACAAACUGGAAAUUGAACUUUUAUCCAUCAUUUGGCCCCUUACUAGAAUUUGUAACCACUCAUAUAGAUGAGUAUUACCUAGUAACAUCACACAACACAAUUUACCCCCUAAAAAUAUCGCACAAUAAUUGCCAUUCAUUACUCAAAAUGAUUGAUAGAAACUUGCCAAUUGAGCAAUUGGCAUCAACUGUGUUAUAUCUACUGUAUAAUGAUCAGAUUGGUCCAUGUAUAGAACAUUUACAGCAUGUAUUCAUGAAUUUCACGCUAGAUACACUGUUGAGCUUUAUAGCUAUAGUUCCAAGCGAGUUAAUAAGCACAAUUUAUGAUCAUUUUCUGGGUAACAUUUUGCGCAACCGCAAUUUAAUAUUGGAUAAUAUUAGGUUUGACAGGAAUUUGGUGAUAAACCUAUACACAGCCCACAAUAUGGGCUACCUAGCAAGCCUGCCUCAUGGAAUAGUAAAACAUGACAUAAGCAAUGAAACAAAAUCUGUCAAUGAUAUUAUUCAUAAACUUGAAAAGAGCGUAUCUGCCAGUACCCUAUCCAUAGAAUGCAUCAAACCAAAUGAGCCAAUAACGCCUAAGCACAAUGCAGAUUUAAACACUUCAGUAAAUAGUUGCACAGGUGAUAAUAUCAUCAUAGAUGCAAAAGAUGCUAGAUCACACAUCGAAUAUAUUAGGCGUGAUAAAUACGGGAUAGGUGCUGACCAAUGUAAAAAUGAUUACACGAUAAAGCAGAAUGAUAGAUUGUCACGCAUUUUAGAUAAGUUAUCUACUAACUUGUACUCUAGUACUAAUCAUAUCCUAUACGAACUGAUACAAAACGCAGAUGAUAAUUGUUACUCCAAUGAUAUUAUCCCUGAAUUAGUCAUCGUCCAAACUGAAGGCAGUGUUACAUUAUUUAAUAAUGAAAUUGGAUUUUCAAAAACGGAUGUUGAAGCAAUUUGCGAUUUGGCGAAUUCUAGUAAAAUUUACAGAAGUCUUUGCACCGGAAAAUUUGGAAUUGGAUUUAGGUCGGUGUUUACCAUAACAAAUGAACCACACAUUUUUUCAAAUGGUUAUCAAUUUAAAUUUACUUCCAAUGGCAUUGGAAAGUUGAUUCCACAGUGGAUUGACAAUUUGGAUUUAUUGAAUGGAAUAUCAAAAUCAACAAAAAUAGACACUAGAUGUUAUAAUACAAUAAUAUACUUGCCACUAAUCACACCAGUACAAUUUGACAUAACUUACAAUUUGAUAUUGCAUUUGAGGAAGUUAAGAAGGUUGUAUUUUAUACAAAUAACAGCAGAUGGUAUUAGAAGUGAAAUUAACUUAAAGGCCACAAAUGAAUCGAUUACAGAUACUCCACUUUUCAUUAAAAAAAUAUUUUAUAAUGAUAAAGACUUCAAGUAUAUCCAAUACAUCGACACAAGCUCAAAUAUACAACUAACUUUCCCUAUUGAUAAUAUUGGACAAUUUGUCUACUCUACACUUCCUGUUGGCAAUUUUGGAUUGAAUUUUGCAAUAAAUUCCAAUUUCAACCUUACUUUGGAUAGGUCAAAUUUACUAGAUGAUCAGCACAACCGAACAAUAGUUGAGCGGAUCCCUAUAAUAUUCUUAAAUGCACUAGAUGGGGCUAAAAAGUUAGAUAGAAAAAUAUAUUAUUCCAUACUAUCAACUUUUGCUAGAAAUGCAAUGGGACUCUUUUCAGUGUUAAAUUCUAGAUUCAAUGAAUUGCUUAACCAAUCGGAUAUAAUACCAACGGAUGUUUGUGAUUAUGUAAAGCCAUCAGAAUCGAUAUAUUUAACACAAACUAACGCUAAUGAUUCACAGUUUGGAAUUGUGGAAUAUUGUGUAAAGAAUUUGAUAACCAAAGGCUAUCUGAAAUCAUUUAUUGCCGCUAAUGAUAUUCCUCAUAACUUAGCAAUGAUGUUAAAUUUACCAGUAUGUGAUUUUUGGCGCAUAAUUCAACUAUUCGAACAAUUUAAUAAUGAAAUAGAUCCAAAUGAAGUACAAGAUGCUAUUUGUGUGUUGAAAAUAGUCCAAUUUUUCACCAAUCGCAAUGUAAACAUGAGGAAACAAUUAAUUAAUGUUGUACAGAAAUAUAUAAAAUUCCCGUAUCUGAAAGACGGGAGAAUUGGCUGUGACAUGUGUAAUAGAAUUUACAUAGGGGAUCCAAAAUUUUGUAAAAAUAUAUUUCAAUUACUACAUCCAGAAAUUACACAACAGUUUACAAACGAUUUUCUGUUAGAACUUGGCUUUAACGAUGCCAAAGAUGCUCUAAAGAAUUUUAUAGACUUGGAAGAUGUUGAUUUAUCGCAAGAUUUAAAAUUUGAAAUAUCAGUGGAGUUAAUCAAGUCAAUUGAAAUCACAAAUGGGGUUGUGUUCAAUGAAAAACGUGUUUCCUUUCCAAUAUAUGGAACGUACACAAAUACCAGCUAUAGCGAGACCAUAAGUCUACCCAUUUACAGUUGCGAAAUAGUGCCCAUACAUAAUGAAUUUUAUGAUAUGUUGAUUAGACGUGGUUACAAAUUAUUUAUACCAAAUCAUGAAUAUCAACCACAGCUAUCACAAUUGUUACUAAAUAAUAUUAGUAAUCAUCUAAGACAUUUACUAGAGGGAAUACAAAUGGACACUGAAUUGGCUUUGGAAUAUUUUAAUUUUAUCAAAUAUCUAUUAAAAAAUAUUGAUAAAACAAAUUCAAAUGUAGAUACUGGAUAUUUGUUGGUCCCCCUAGGGAAAUGGACCGUGUCUGACGGUGAAAUGAUGUGGCAUUAUGAGCAUUUGGAAAAAAUAAUUUGUACCAAUUCGAUUAAGUAUUUCACCAAAACACCCCCUGAAAUCAUAAAUAGCCAAUCAAUGCAUCCAAAAACACUGUUAUUGUUAUUGAAGUUUUUACAAAGGGGGGAUACACUAUGUCAAACAUCCCAUAGUAUAAAACAUGACAAUAAUAUAUUAUUGGAAAAUAUUGGUAAUAUGUGGACCAAUAGAUCAAUGAAAUUCGUUUCUAAUGCUUUAUUGGAGGCGUUGGACAGUAUCUACAAUCAAUUAUCAUCCUCUGAAUUGUUUGAUCAUAUAAUAAAAGAAAUAUCUGAAUCAAAUCUGAUUUUUACGAUGUUUCAAAACAAAUUAACCCCUUUUAGUAUUAAUGAGGUGUUUAUAAAUGGAGUUGAUGAUUUGUAUUUACCUAUACAGGCACUAUCCCAAAUUUAUACCGUGGAUAACUCGUUUUGGAAGAGAUUAAAUAUAGAGGAAAGUCCAUCAGUUGACACAUUGAUUGAAUUAUUAAAGUAUAAUUCAUCACUUACAAUCAAAAGUAUAAUAUCUAUAGUGGUUUAUUUGUAUUUGCAUAUGGAUAAAGAUACAUUUGUAACAACAGUUUCAAAUUUAAACAUCAUUCCAGGAUGGCACAAUCAUAUCAGAAACAAAGAAGUUCAAGGUAAAAUAGCACUUCUUAAACCAUCGGAAAUAUUAACUAUUACACAGUGUGCAGACCUUGGUUUAUUUUCAAUGGAUAAACUACAGAGUGUCUGGUACAACAUAAUUUCAAAUCUCACAAAUUUAACCUAUAAUAUACAAAUUAAUGAGCACAAAAGUGAUGUUUAUUGUAUUGAGUAUGAGAAUUCUCUCAAUUGUCAGGCUAAUUAUUUGCAAACAAGUUAUUAUGAUAAAUAUCGUGUUGAUGUUGGCCUAUGCGGCGAGAGGAUUGUAUAUAAAUAUCUAGUCGAGAAAUAUGGCACAAGUGUUAAGUGGUUAAAUGAGAGUGGUGAACAAGGAUUGCCAUAUGAUAUAACAUUUUUUAAGGACGGAGUUGAGAAGUUUGUGGAAGUUAAAUCAUCGAGUUCUGGCGCUAAAAAAGUGUUCGAAAUUUCCCAUCACGAGUGGCUAUUCGCUCAGAUAAAGAGUGAAGAUUUCAUAAUAUAUCGUGUUAAUGCAGUCAAAUCGGAGAACCCGCUCAUUACUAUUUUACCAAAUCCAUACUAUUUAUGGAAAAGUAAAAAAAUCGCAUUUUGUUUAUCGUUGUAA
Babesia microti strain RI is the source of this 4818-nucleotide messenger RNA. RefSeq lists its product as hypothetical. The record is from RefSeq and is a predicted model, not a curated record. Bases 1 to 4818 code for a protein of 1605 amino acids. Lineage: Eukaryota; Apicomplexa; Aconoidasida; Piroplasmida; Babesiidae. The transcript has a single exon. Gene Ontology annotation, molecular function: zinc ion binding.